AUGCCCAUUACGAGUCUGGUCCGACUUUUCAGGCUUCUCAAUGUUGAGAUCAUUAAUGUCGAAGACUUCAAUGUUCGCAUGAGGAAAUUUGAGAAGAAACAAAGAAAUGCGGUGUUUGAAAUCAGUGUUCAGAACUUCGUGCGCUCAUGCGCUCAUGCAUCAUACAUCAUGGGCUACGCAUGUGUUGAACUGCCACGAGGUGCUCAGAGAAUCCGGAGGUUCGUCGUUGCGUUACCCGACUUAUUAAUUCAAGGCGCAGCGACAGAUGGAUAUCAAAAGAUUAAUAUCAGCAACCGAGUGACAGCGCUGAUUAUGAGAGUCGCAAAGAUAAGUGGAGACGCGAUAAGCGCGCAAGUAAAUCAUGUCGUUAUUGAGAUGUAUGUCAAAGGGGGAUGGGAAUUGCCGAGUAGGCUUCGUAGUAAUUUAUAUAAGGAUAAGACAGGUGGAGGUGAACACAAGACGCAGGGAUAUUAA
This is a messenger RNA of Guyanagaster necrorhizus, 474 nucleotides long. RefSeq lists its product as uncharacterized. Bases 1 to 474 code for a protein of 157 amino acids. NCBI's taxonomy places the organism in Eukaryota, Fungi, Basidiomycota, Agaricomycetes, Agaricales, Physalacriaceae. The record is from RefSeq and is a predicted model, not a curated record. The transcript is spliced from 3 exons.